AUGGCCAGAGACAAUGGUUCUCCUCCACUCAGCAGCAACGUGACCGUGAACGUGUUCAUAUCAGAUGUGAAUGACAACUCUCCUCAGAUACUGUACCCUGCCCCAGAGGGUAACUCAUUCAUGACUGAGCUGGUCCCCAAAGCUGCACAUGGAGGCUCUCUGGUGUCGAAAGUGAUAGCGGUCGACGCAGACUCUGGACAGAAUGCAUGGCUGUCCUAUCAUAUAGUCAAAUCCACUGAUCCGGGACUUUUCACUAUUGGUCUCCACAGCGGAGAGAUCAGGACACAGCGGGACAUUUCUGAAUCUGACAGCAUGAAACAGAAUCUUAUUGUGUCAGUGAAAGAUAACGGACAGCCCUCUCUCUCUGCCACCUGUUCCAUGUAUUUACUUAUUUCUGAUAACUUGGCUGAGGUGCCAGAACUGAAGGACAUUUCUUAUGAUGAGAAGAAUUCCAAACUGACGUCUUAUCUGAUCAUUGCUCUAGUGUCCGUAUCCACCUUCUUUCUGACCUUCAUCAUCAUCAUCCUGGGUGUGAGGUUUUGUCGCAGGAGAAAGCCCAGACUGUUGUUUGAUGGAGCAGUUGCCAUCCCCAGCGCUUAUCUCCCUCCUAACUACGCAGAUGUUGACGGCACAGGAACUUUACGCAGUGCUUACAAUUAUGACGCCUACCUGACAACAGGUUCAAGAACCAGUGACUUUAAGUUUGUGACAUCUUAUAAUGACAACACGCUGCCUGCUGACCAGACUCUGAGGAAAAGUCCCUCAGACUUUGUUGAUCCAUUUGAAGACUUGGAGUCAUCGGAAGAGCAAAACGUUCCUUUUAAGUUGGUUCCUUCUAUUAAAAACUAUUAUUCUCUGGUGACCACAGGACAUCUGGACCGUGAAUUAGUGUCUGAUUACAACAUCACAAUCACUGCCACUGAUGAGGGCUCUCCACCUCUGUCCUCCUCUAAAACUGUUGAGUUAUCUGUAGCUGAUAUCAACGAUAACCCACCUGUGUUCGAGGAACAGUCCUACAGUGCAUAUUUUAGGAAUUUUAAAGUCCAUGUGAUGGCCAGAGACAACGGCUCUCCUCCACUCAGCAGCAACGUGACUGUGAAUGUGUUCAUAUCGGAUGUGAAUGACAACUCUCCUCAGAUACUUUACCCUGCCCCGGAGGGUAACUCCUUCAUGACAGAACUGGUCCCUAAAGCUGCACAUGGAGGCUCUCUAGUGUCCAAAGUGAUAGCGGUGGAUGCGGACUCUGGGCAAAACGCAUGGCUGUCCUAUCAUAUAGUCAAAUCCACUGAUCCUGGACUUUUCACUAUUGGUCUCCACAGCGGAGAGAUCAGGACACAGCGGGACAUUUCUGAAUCUGACAGCAUGAAACAGAACCUUAUUGUGUCAGUGAAAGAUAACGGACAGCCCUCUCUCUCUGCCACCUGUUCCAUAUAUUUACUUAUUUCGGAUAACUUGGCUGAGAUGCCAGAACUGAAGGACAUUUCUUAUGAUGAGAAGAAUUCCAAACUGACGUCUUAUCUGAUCAUUGCUCUAGUGUCCGUAUCCACCUUCUUUCUGACCUUCAUCAUCAUCAUCCUGGGUGUGAGGUUUUGUCACCGGAGAAAGCCCAGACUGUUGUUUGAUGGAGCAGUUGCCAUCCCCAGCGCUUAUCUCCCUCCUAACUACGCAGAUGUUGACGGCACGGGAACUUUACGCAGUGCUUACAAUUAUGACGCCUACCUGACAACAGGUUCAAGAACCAGUGACUUUAAGUUUGUGACAUCUUACAAUGACAACACACUGCCUGCUGACCAGACUCUGAGGAAAAGUCCUUCAGACUUUGUUGACCCGUUUGAUGAUUUUGAGUCAUCUGAAGAGGUAGGAAACCUUCAUUUCGCUUGA
Mugil cephalus (flathead mullet) is the source of this 1881-nucleotide messenger RNA. RefSeq names its product protocadherin beta-18-like. The transcript is spliced from 3 exons. Gene Ontology annotation, biological process: homophilic cell-cell adhesion. Lineage: Eukaryota; Metazoa; Chordata; Actinopteri; Mugiliformes; Mugilidae. The record is from RefSeq and is a predicted model, not a curated record. Bases 1 to 1881 code for a protein of 626 amino acids. Gene Ontology annotation, molecular function: calcium ion binding. Gene Ontology annotation, cellular component: plasma membrane.